Molecule: messenger RNA, 2499 nt
Organism: Psilocybe cubensis
Lineage: Eukaryota; Fungi; Basidiomycota; Agaricomycetes; Agaricales; Agrocybaceae
Exons: 3
Coding region: 1-2499 (832 amino acids)
Biological process (GO): ribosome biogenesis
Cellular component (GO): nucleus
Molecular function (GO): RNA helicase activity; ATP binding; nucleic acid binding
Source: RefSeq, a predicted model, not a curated record
AUGGACGAUGACCUUGUUCUCAACAUCGCAACCGACGAUAGCGUAUCUAUCAAGGCCGGCUUGGGGAAGAAAGGUGGAAGAUGGACGGAAAGAUUAAAAGAGAAGCGUACAUUAAAACGCAAGUCUCGAACAGAGGAGAAAUCAACGCCUUCCGUGCUUGUAUCUAAAUCUUCGGAGAAUGACCGCCCUUCCAAAAAGGCACGAAUUGAAAGCGCACAGCCCAAGUCUACCGCGCAGGUGCCCACCGUACAACCUAACUCAUCGAAACAGGCGCGUGCUGCUCAACCUGUGCAGCCUUCACGACCUACUCAGAUAAUAUCUUCUCUAUUUUCAUACAAUCCCAAAGUGGAUGCCCCCGCCCCUCGACCAAUUGAACCCUCCAAAAUCACUGCACCAAGCAAUGCUCCUCUAGAUUCCUCAACAUUUUCUGGACUUGGUCUUAACCCUUUGCUCAUAUCGCAUCUAUCCUCAAAAAUGGACAUUCACAAACCCACAGCCAUUCAACGUGCUUCCUUACCUGCUCUCUUGUCGACUUUACCCGAAAAAAGUUCUCGAGAUGUUUUUCUUCAGUCCCAAACUGGUUCCGGAAAGACACUAUCUUACCUUCUUCCCAUCAUCCAAGAUCUACUCCCUCUCAGCUCACUGUCCUAUAUUGAUAGAUCAAUAGGGACUCUUGCAAUAAUCAUUGCCCCCACUCGAGAAUUGGCCAAGCAAAUCUCUGAUGUACUAGAAGCUAUUCUGAAAAUGCGUUUGCGUGCUGAGGACUCAUCGACCACCUCACCAGACACCUCGACUCAACUAACACGCUGGCUAGUCUCCGGCCUUCUUGUAGGUGGAGCAACGCGUACACAUGAAAAAGCAAGGCUACGUAAAGGCCUCCCCAUUCUAGUCUCGACACCUGGUCGCCUUCUUGACCAUCUACAAAAUACUUCCUCAUUUAACGUGGGGAAAUGUCGAUGGUUGGUGUUGGAUGAAGCAGAUCAGCUCAUGGAACUUGGGUUUGAGGAGACGAUUACCGGUAUUAUUCAAGGUCUUGACGGACGGCGCAGAAUGGCUAAGCAGGCAAUGGAGGAGGGGAAAACAAAUGAAGUCGGUGGGUGGGACUGGGAACGACGUAGAAGGACGAUCCUAUGUUCCGCUACUAUUAGGGAGGAUGUCCAGAAACUUGCAGGGACUGCUCUCUCGAAUCCUCUCAUGGUAAAAGCAACUGAAUUUGACAAAGACGAAAACGUCAAUACAACGUCGUCGAAUCCCGAAAAAUCCCUUGUCAUUGGAUCCAAUCCCGAAACAUUUACCCCGCCUUCACAACUCUCGCAAAAAUACGUUACGGUACCACUGAAACUGCGGUUAGUUUCUCUUAUCGCACUCCUGCGGAAACUCGUUGCAGAAACUCAGGUGCGACGAGGAGCCAAAAUCAUUGUCUUUCUCAGUUGCACAGAUUCAGUUGACUUCCAUUGGAAUUUGUUGGCUGGGUCUUCAAUGGCCGGUCCCGAACCUCAUUCAUUGGCAGGAAAAGAUGACGAUGAGAGCGAUGAGAGCAGCGAAGAUGGGGAUGUGAAAUCCACAUCUAAAGUAUAUCCUGACAAGGUCGAAGCACAAUGUUCACUUUUACCCGAUGUCACAGUUUUCCGACUCCACGGUUCCCUUCCCAACAAUCUACGUCUUGCUGCCCUUAAAGGUUUUACGGGUAGCCAAGGCAAGAAGAACAAACCUGCUCAAGAAAAUUCCUCUAUUCUUUUCUGUACUUCUGUAGCAGCUCGCGGUUUAGAUCUGCCUCUAGUUCGCGCAGUUGUUCAGUACGAUCUCCCGACAGAAGGUGGCGUUACUGAGUACGUCCAUCGUGUGGGACGCACUGCACGCGCCGGGAAGGGUGGUGAAGCUUGGGCCUUCGUUGCGCCGAGCGAAGUAGAAUGGGUCAAGUGGGCGGAGAACAAGAUGCAAGGCGAAGAGACAGGCGACAGUUCAAAGGUGUCGCUGAUUGGAGUUGCUGUCGAAGACCUUCUUCGAUCGGGAUUUGGAGGAAGAGGGUCUGAAUACGAACAACGUUCGACAGAGGUUCAACUUGCGUUCGAACGGUGGGUUCUGCAGAAUAAAGAGAAUGCACUCAUGGCACGAAAGGCUUUCUUAUCACACAUGCGAGCUUACGCCACGCACCCUUCAAGUGAAAAACAUAUUUUCCACAUCCGUAAUCUUCAUAUGGGACACUUGGCAAAAGCCUUUGCUCUGCGAGAUGCUCCAAAAUCCGUCAAGGUUGCCCAUGCUCCAUCACAAAAGAAAAAUGAUGCCCAAACCAAAACUCACCGGGCCAGUAAUAAAGCCAAAACAGAGGGUGUAAAAGAUUGGGAGAAAAGUCACAGUGGUGAAGCUGAGAAACGUAUGCAAGCCAUCGUACGAGCACAGGGUCGCCUUAUCAAGCAGGGUGGUGUUAUGGCCAGUAUGGGUGCAUCUGAAUUCCAAAUUUCUGGUGGUUAUGACCUCGAAAAGUUAGUUGGUCGGUAG